Molecule: messenger RNA, 9971 nt
Organism: Neolamprologus brichardi
Lineage: Eukaryota; Metazoa; Chordata; Actinopteri; Cichliformes; Cichlidae
Source: RefSeq, a predicted model, not a curated record
ACCGACCACGAUACUUUUUCACAAACCCGGACAGUGACCGUUUCACAAUAUUAGUUCCCUCUCCAAGUAAUUUUUGGGAAAUCACUAAAGUUACUCAAGCCCCCCUCACGAGUUUACACUGACUUCCUCUUGUCUGAAAGUCUACUCCAUGAAAAACAAACCACUGAGCUUUUAAUAGUUCUCGUGCUGACUCCUCCCCAUUGAGUUGUCCUGGGAAACACUAACAACUCUGAGAAAGUCAGUCUUGUUCCUUGAAGAGAACACUUUUGGUUUGAAAACCUGAUCGCUGCGCAACUUUUCACUCUUUUUUUUUUGAACAUCCAAAUACUGCGAGUUCACCAACAGGAGGAUUAUUAUGUGUUCAGAACAUUCUUUUUCAUCUUCUUCACGCUGAGCUUCAAGUGCUGAAGUGUCCAGGGACAUGAAACUCAAUCCACAGCAAGCUCCAUUAUAUGGUCAUUGUGUUAUCACAGUACAGCUCAGUGAUGACGAGCUGGCUGGUAGUGAGGAGGGCGUGGACUACUUCCUGCUGUUCGCUGGCAGUACACAGAGGCACCUGACCAGCACCCUGAGGAGCAGUCAUGACACCUUGCAGGCUUUGUGUCCCGCUCAUGACUGCUGCGAAGUGGUGCUGGUCACCUUGUGCUCAGUCACCCGAGGUGUCCCCGAGGAGCCACAAUCCCAUCUGGUUCACGUGGCGCCAUUGGCCGAGCAUCGAUUCAGCUUUGUUCAGGAUUUGGCGUUUGACAUGGCCCAGUUCCUGGUGAGCACUGUGGGCCGGGCCGAUGGCCUCGAUGGGGCGCUGCUGCUGGAUGAGUGUCAGAUUCCUCUGCAGGAGUGUGAGCGUCUGGAUGAGAGUUUGGCACUGGCCCUGCACCACCUCAAACUGCCUACAGGAUGGAAUUUACUGGGGAACAAACGAUCCAACAGCACUGAUCUGAAUCCUCAGGAGACUCUGCUGCAUUUCUCAGCACGUCGAGGUCUCUUUCAGGUUACACACUUCUUGCUGCAGCAGGCUGGGGCAAGAGGAGCCCUUCGUUUGGCCAACAGGCAAGGCGACACCCCGUCCGCCGUUGCGGAAUUACGAGGGCACAAAUGCCUCCACGAGCUCCUCACAAAGGCUCAGACCGAUCCGGAGAAGGACGAAGAGCCUGUCGCUGUCCAGCAGGUCUCUGAAGACGUUCAGGUGUUUUGCCACCUUCCCAAACUGAACACACACACGUUGACACUGAGCAUACACCCUGGGCGUGACACACCGUCCUUUCAGAAGAGUGUGGAGCAGCUGCUGCACUUGAUUUGUCAUCUUCAUGCCAAGGGAGUUUCUUUACUGAAGCUGCAAUUUGAUUCUCUGCACACUGCUGCUGAAUGUUCUGACGGUGUCAAAGCAGACUUAACAUGUCUGGAUCGACUCCAGCAGUCUGAUACGGCGUCGGAGUGCCUGGAUACAACAACACAAGGGAGUUGGUUAGAAAAUUGCCCAGUGGAGAGCAGCAGCACUGUUGAUUGUAGACACAGUGCGCCUGGAAAUGCAGAGAAAGACUGUAGUUUGACUGUGAGUACUCCAACAUCAGAAGUACACCCCCAGGAGCAUGGCCUCGUUCCCCCAGAGGACUGGGUGUGUUCAAACACGGAGAGAGAUUACUCCAAAGCAGAGGAGGAGGAGGAACAGGAGCGGCCUGUUGUUUCCAUGCAGGGUUUGAGUUUGUCUGACAGGACUGAAGGAGUACAGAGUGAGGCUGAAGGGAAAGGUCUCACUGUGGGAAUUCUACCACAGGCAGGCUGUGGUAAACAGGCAGAGGAAACUGAUAGAGGAGAGGCUGUGAUCCAGGAAGGACAGGAGGCCAAGAAGGGAGAGGAUAGAUCUGAGCAGGAAGCAGAGGACAGCACAGCCAAGAGGAGGGAGGAGGAGAUCAGCUCUGAAUUAACAGAUCUACUAAAGGCCAGCGGAGACACAAACGAGUCAAUCAUGGGUCAGUCAGCAUCGUCAUCAUAUUCUGAGGUUUCAGACAAUUCUGAUUCUGAAGUGAAGGAGUGCUCCCAAGAAGAAGAGACUGUUGGGAAAGAAGACGCGAAACACAGCCGGGAUGUCUGUGAUGUACUAUCUGUAGAUGCAAACGAGGAAGAGAGUGAAGGGUUAACAGACACGUUAUCAACCCCGAUGGACCUCCCAGACCCAACGCUGAUAGAGUGUGGUGAUGUAAUCAAGGAGCCUGAACCUGUUCCAUGUCUGUUGAUAGAAGGUCUCCACGAAGGGGAACCUCUACCAGACAUAAACAGCCUGGAACAAAACCAGGAAACAGCUGGUAGGGAUUAUGCUACAGAGCAGGAGUGGGGUUUGGCAUCAGAAAGUGGUUGUCAUUCUGGGAGUUGUACUGACGCAGUUGGUGGAAAAGAGCUACACAGUGAAGACGUAGUAGAACCCUCUGGAUACAGGAUUGAAAGCAGCAUUUUGCCUGCGGAAGAAGCUGACAGUUCAGCUGUCUUUUUGGCUUUCAGUGACGUCGUAGUAGAUACACAGACUGAUAGUUUUGACUGUGAGCCGUUGCCUGACAAGAUGCCGACUGAACGACAAGCUGACCACGACUCAGGUACGGCCCACGGACUCUCCAGUGACGACGAUGGCAGUUUCAGAUCAGCUGGAAGCUCUACAACAGAAAUAUUCCAGCCCGCUCAUGGCAGCGUCGCUAUGGAGGAUCAGGACUUACUUCAGUCAGUGAUAGUACGGCAGCCCUCAGCUGGAUUUGAGAUUGAGGCCCCCAGUGAUUUUAAACCUGAAGAAACCUGUGAACAUUUCACAACUGUGGAUACAGGACUCUCAUCGGAGCCUGACACCCAGCUUGAGUCAGAACCCAAACUCUUGAGCUUGGAUGAUUUAAAUUCUGAAGCGACUGAGAAUCUAGCCCCAGAUCUUUCCAAAGAGGAUCUGUCCUUUGACUCAGCUGGGAGUGAGGAUACUCCAACAGCACAGGUGGAGGAAAGUGAAACUGAGGAGACCAAUAGCUCUGACCUGAAUGUAGGGAUAGAGCUUUCAGCAUCAGGAUUGGGCAGCGGGGCACUUACCGAAAAGGUGGAUGUCAUCAAGUCUGAAGACACUUUAAGUGAUGCAGGGGAGGAACAAAAUGGCCCAGCGGAGGGAGCAGACUUCUCCACGAUCCACCGAGACAGAGAGACGUCGUUCCAUCAGCCUUGCAAUACUCAGCACUCAGGAUCCUCAGAGUCUUCAACAUUUUCCAGUUUGCCCAGUAGGACCAGCAGUGCCACCAGCUGCCCCUCUUCAGCUCACAGAGACUCUGGCAGUGACAUAGAGAGCUUCCUGAACGCAGAACCCGGAUAUGACAGCAUCUUCAGAAAGAAUGAUGAACCUGUGACUGGAGGAGACAGUACCAGCGAGGUUUCCGUCUCCUGCUCUUCCACAGACGACACCGCCAGUGUCGGCCCGACCAGCUCCAGCCCGGAGGGCAGCCAGGGCCUGGGCUGCAGCUGGAGUCCAGAAGAGGGCAUCCAGACCGUGGCACCUGCCACUGAAGGACUGGACAGUGAAGGUGGAGAAGGAGGAGGGGCAGGAGAGGCUGAAGAAGAGGCCAAAGAUAGAGUAACUGAGGUGCCGCGGCGUUCCUGUCUCUUUCGUAACAGCAACCGUUCCCUGUCACCUCUUCGCCGCCACAGCUGGGGUCCUGGAAAGAACAACGGAGGAGACGGAGAGAUGAACCAGAGGAGUUCCACUCGUAGCUCUGGUGAGAGGAAGCCGGCCUUUCACAGGAGAAGUUACAGCUUGGAGGGGCUCAGUGGAGGCCCUGAAGAGCUCAGGGGCCCCACCAGCCAGGGGCCCCGUAUCCUAGAACCUAUAAGGAUUCCCCGGCAAGACAGCGAUGACAGAGGCUCUUUGGUUUCUCUGACAGAGGAACAGGAGGACCGGGGGGAGUAUAGCAGAGUGCAUGACCCGAAAUCCAGACGAUAUCGGCCCCUGCGAAACAGCUGUCCUCCCAUGAGUCUGCCCCUCACCAAGUCUGUAUCUAUGCUGGCCAUCAGCCAGAGAGACAUCGAUGGUAUGAGGUUUUCCAGCACCUCUGGGUCACUAGCAUACAGUAUAUCAGAGGAGGAGCCUGGGCCUCUGCGGAGUGACACUGAGGGAAAGAGUGUGACAAAAGUUAGCCGGACCUUCAGCUACCUCAAGAACAAGAUGUACAAAAAGACCAGGGAAAAGGAGCGAGACAAACGGGAGAAGGACAAGGAGGGCAAGGAGAAGGACAAGAAGACUGUGAACGGUCAUGUUUUUACACCAGUCAGCUCAAACCACGCCACCCAGUGCUCCCAGUGCAAUAAAGGUUUUAAUGGCAAGGAUGCUUUCCAUUGCACAUACUGCAAUGCUUCCGUCCACAAGGGCUGCAGAGACAGCCUGGCUGUUUGUGCCAAGGUGAAGAUGAAGUUGCCCAACCAGCAGUUUGCGGUACCAGAUUCGAGCUUGUUUCCUACAGUAACGAUGAGGAACAAACCUGGUGGGACAAAGGAACGCCCCUGGUCGGCCAUCUUGCCCCCUGAGGAUCAUUCCACCUUAAUGAUCCCAUCACGGAGACACACCAACAUCAUGACUUUCACGGGAAACAACCUCUCCAAGAGUCUCUCAAUAAGCAACAUUGCUGGUCCGGUGUUUGACGAGAUGCCCAUUAAAGGUCUGCGGUAUCUCUCUCAGUCCACCGACUCGCUCAACAGAACCAACCAGGUCACAGAAUCCAUGGAAUCACUUACUGAUGAAGGAACAGAAAUGAUGGAUGGGCAGCUGAUGGGGGAGUUUGAGGCCGAGGCCAAAGAGCUGGAAGCAGACUCGUGGAGUUUAGGUGUGGAUCAGCAACACCUGCAGCAGCUGGACAAAGAGCUGGUGAAGAGACAAGAUGUCAUCUACGAACUGAUGCAGACAGAGAUGCAUCACGUUCGGACGCUGCGCAUCAUGUCAGAAGUGUACAGCAAAGGCCUGCAGAAGGAGGUUCAGCUGGAGCAGCAGAUGUUGGAGAAGCUCUUCCCCGUUCUAGAUGAUCUACUUGAGCUCCACACACAGCACCUCCUGCGCCUCCUGGAGAGGAAAAAGGAGAGCCAAUUAGAGGGAAGAGUCUUUGAAGGAGGCUUCAUCAUCAGCAGGAUAGGGGACAUCCUGGGUAGCCAGUUUUCGGGAUCAAAUGGUGAAAGCAUGAAGAGGGUUUACGGAAGAUUCUGCAGUCGCCACAACGAAGCUGUUAACUUCCACAAGGACCUCCUAAACAAAGACAAACGCUUCAAAGCGUUCAUCAAAAAAAAGAUGAGUAGCAGCAUUGUGCGGAGGCUUGGCAUCCCAGAAUGCAUCCUUCUUGUGACCCAGAGGAUAACGAAGUACCCCGUGCUGAUUCAGAGACUGCUGCAGCACACUAAAGAGAGCGACGAAGACUACUUUGACCUGACGGAGGCUAUUCGACUCGUGAAGGAGGUGAUAGCGGCGGUUGAUAGCAAGGUGAACGAACACGAGAAAAGACGGCGCCUGAAGGAAUUUCACGGCCGUAUGGACAACAAGUCGAUUAUGAUGAUGAAGAACGGGCAAAUUUUCGCCAGGGAGGAUCUGCUUAGGAGGCGGCUGAUCCACGAUGGAGCGCUGCAGCUGAAAAACACCCAGGGAAGAUUAAAGGAGGUUCAUGCUCUGCUCCUAUCAGACGUCUUCGUCUUCCUCCAAGAGAAAGACCAGAAAUAUGUCUUUGCCAUGCUGGAUCAGCGCUCCACCGUCAUCUCCCUCCAGAAGCUGAUUGUCAGGGAGGUCGCUAACGAAGAGCGCGGCCUCUUCCUCAUCACGGCAGGCAUAGAGAAGCCGGAGAUGAUGGAGGUCCUGGCCAGCUCGAAAGACGAACGCAACACCUGGAUGCAGCUCAUCCAGGAAGCCAUGCAGUCUAUGGACAAGGAUGAGGAUGAAGGGAUUCCCAGCGAGACAGAAGAUGACAAGAGACAGCUAGAGACUAAAGCAAAGGAAAUGAGAGAACUGUUGAGGCAAAAGGAUACAGAAAUCAUGUCUCUGCUGGAGGAGAAGGUGCGGCUUUUCAGAGGGAUGUGGGAGGGCGUGAGCCCAGGCGAGGAGGCCUGUCGGCAGGUCCAACCUUUCUUCAGGUCACCCUGCAGCCUGGAGCCGCCUGGGGGGGCGUCCAUCAUGAAAGAUGCCCUGCAGGAAGUGGAGACGUUGCAGACACUGGUGAAUGGCAGCCUGGGCGGGGCCAUGGCCAGCGUCCAGGAGGGAGGAGGAGGUGGUGCGGGGCCGGUGUGUUUGCCCCGCAGGGCUGAGACCUUCGGAGGCUUCGACAGUCACCAGAUGCACAGCAGUAAGAGUGGAGACAGAGAUGAGAGCGAGGAUAUGGCGGGUGACCUGCGCAGGACGGAGUCCGACAGCGUUUUAAAGAAGGGAGGAAACGCCAACCUGCUGCAGCUGCUGAAGAGGAACAGUGAGCAGGUCCUCCACAGCGUCUCCAACCUGCAUCUUCUGCUAAGCACUCUGCAGGCAGUGGUAGUCCAGCAGGACAGUUUCAUAGAGGACCAGCGGCAGGCCCUGAGUGAGCGCUCGUCCUCUUGCACAUCGUUAUCACGACCGUCCUCCCGGCCCAGCUCGCUGAUCGAACAGGAGAAGCAGCGCAGCCUGGAGAAGCAGCGGCAGGAGUUGGCAUCCCUGCAGAGACAACAGGCAGCUCAUGCUGAGGAGAAGAGGAGAAGAGAGAAGGAGUGGGAGCACAGGGAAAAGCAGCUCGCUGAGAGGGAGGCACAGGUGCACGCACAGGAGGAGGAAAUCCUGAAGCAGCAGAAGGACCUGGAGGAGGAGAAGCAGGAGCUGCAGAACAAGAAGGAGGAGUACCAGAAGGACCUGGAGAGACUGAGAGAUGCCCAGAGGAAGCUGGAGAGGGACAGGGAGGCUAUGCAGCGGCACCUCAACAAGAUGGAGGACCUGCGUCUAGCUGAGCCCAAAGGGAAAGGCCUCAAUCCCUUUACCUCAUCCUCCACGAACCUCAAGGGCAGCGAAGGCAACAACCAGAUCUCCAAGAGCCUCCUGCAGCUAGCCAAGAACAAGGGCAAAGAUGGGAAGGAGAAGGAGAAGAAGAAGAAAAAGGCCAAAGGGGGGAGCGCACAGUCAGCAGACUCCCAGCCCCUUCCAGAGCCACCUCUGGAUGGAGAGAUUUUUUUCUGCUGAGACAAGUGGCUCUCCUCCUCCUCCUCCUCCUCCUCCUCAUUACCAUGAACCCAUCAAACCACUCUGAUGGUGGAAUGUGCUGCCAAGUAGUAACACAUUCACCUGCGCACACAGGCUUUUUGAAUCACCUUGAAAAGGCUUUUAGUUAAUUUUCCAUGUCAUAACAUAGAGCUGUUUAACAUUACACAGAAGAAGAUACAUUUUAAAAUCAAAUACCACAGCUUUUAGUUUGUUGGGAAUUAGGAUAUAUUAGGCUCUGCUGUGGUGUGCGUUUAGGAUUCAGCUCAGUAGCUAAAAAUGGGAAUGAUGGACUGGCUGUGCACUUUUUCGUUAUUCCCUGUCCAAAAUUCAUCUUUUCCUUUUCCAAAGAAAUGGUUAGAAUUUCUUCAUUUUCAAAAAUCAGACAUCUGUGACAGCUCAGUAUCACGCUGAAAGCAUUUCACAGCGAAUUGCCUUUCAGGCUCUUCCAAGUCUGUCAGGGGCUCGUGUGUUACGGCUGCCUUUUUUCCUAGAGCCCCACACCAGCAGGCUGUGAUGUUAAUUUACAGAAGCAGGGCCUUUUCCGUGCGACUUCAACCACACGUUCAAGGACACAGACAAAUCCAAAUGCCACUGUGAAUGUCAGCGAGCUCCCUGUGGCGAUGGAAACUCCUCAUACCUAAUCAUAUUCAUUGACAGCUAAUUGAUGACUGAACCCACGGGGGGGGGACUUACGGGACCUAGCAACAUUUCUUAAUCAGAGAGAGUCCAAAGCCGUUUCAGUGCUUCAGUCGAAGACGCAGUGAAUCAUAGCCUGACGUUCGCGUCGAGUGUUCAAAAAGCAGAUGCGAUUAGAUCCGCUGAGUCUGUCCCCAGUUCGCAAGCAAAAGGGAAUUGGCUAACUUGUGUAAUCCUUAAUGAUGACUUCAUGCCAUCAAUCAUGUUCCUUAAUGAGGUUUUAAUUUAUUUGAAUUAUGGCUAUCUCCAAUUUGGAGUGAAGCUCUUCAGAUGUGUAUUUUCUUAGACGCUCAGUAAUGAAAGGAUUGAGAGAUAUCUCUCUCUGUCUAAUGGCUCAAUUCAUAUCCUUUAGUGUGUUUUAGAGUCUUGGAUGGAUAUUGGCUCGAUUGUCGUUUCAUCUGCCUGUCAAUGGGCUUUUAUGCAGCCCUCAUCUUUCAUCUGAACGCCGACAAGCAGGGCUUUCCUUCAUUUUUUUUUAAUUGCAUGUAACUCUGCAGGUAGCAUACUAAUGGUUUCUGUGUGUUAAAGAGAUCAACUCUCUCUUUCGCCUCCUUUCAGUUCCCAUAAUAGAUUCUGCAGAUGCACACAGCUGCUGGUCGUAGGAACGGAGGCCGUUAAUUUACGGACAAAACAACCGCUUAGAGGGAAUGAGAGUGGACAUUAGCUACAAAUAUGUUCUGUUGUUGUUUCGUGACUAAACCGACUCAGCAGGUAGUCUCUGAUCAUUUCAGAUUAGUCAACACUCAUCAGUGUUUUUGAGCACUUUGUCCUAAAAAUGUUAACAUGUUUAUUUUUAAUCAGCGUGAGAUACGAGUAAAUAUGAUUUCUUUUUUUUUAAUCAAGGGCAAAAUGAUCCAAAGACGGUUAAAGUGUUUAAGUAGAUUAAAUAAGGGGCUGUGAGCUUUUAUGGAGUUUUUCAAAGAUGACCCGUCUUAAUAUUUAAGACCUGCGAAGCUCACACUGUGGGCAGGACUACCUGCGGGACAGGUAGGAAGGACAAAGACGUUUAAAAAGGAUCCUCUUCCCAUGAAAGGCAGAGCAGCAUUGCCGAACUGCUUCCUCGCUGCCUCUUUUUCUCACGUUUAAGUGCUUGUUUGUUAACUCGCUGUCUUGUGUUGAGGAUUUGACUUCACGUCCAGGCUGGUUUAUUAUAGUGUGUCUUGUAAGAGGCUUAUGCGGCCUGCCAAUUAGUUGCUUCAUGUCUUUUGUUUAUGGCUUUGGUGUAAUCCUGUCAAAGAAACGGAGAGGGGUAGACUUUUGGUGUUGCUUUAAGGUGUGUUUUGACCACUAGGGAGCACUGCACCUAUAACUAAAUAAUUUCCCUCCCUCACACAAGAGCAACAACCAGAAAGUAUGAAACUGUUUAGUUUUUUGUUUUGGUUUUUUUUCCUGUGACUCCUGCUGUGAGAAAUUGAUGUAUUUUUUUUCUCAGCAGGUCAGAGAUAAUGUGAUGAGCGUGGGCUCUCACACUCUGCGACAUUUUUCCCCACGGCAUUUGUAAUUGACUGCAGAAACAAAUAAGUUGUCAGAGAUUGUAAUUGGUUAUUCAGUGUAACCAGUCAGCAGCAGCUUUAAUGUGGGGGGAAUAAAAAGGUUGGAGGAAGCGACUGGGCAGAACCACAGACCUCUGUAAGGGACAAUCAGCAGACACAAGUUGGGAAAAUGAACUCCCUCACCCAGCGAUGAUGAUAAGCCUGUCCGAGAGACGAGUGUGUCCAUUAGGUGAACCCUGCGUAGCCUUAAAUCUUAAUGAUAAAAUGCACUAGAGUAGAACCCAGCGUCUUCUCAGGAGAGAGGAGAGCUUUUAUACCUCUGCUUUGAAAGGAAGGAAAUGUUUGUACUAUUCAACUGGUACACAGUUGUUUCGUUCUCAGCAAUGUAAAAAAAAAAAGAAGAAAAAAAAAAAAGAAGGGCAAAUGUGUAAAUAUGAUUUAUGUAUAAUACAAAUUACUUGUAAAAAAUAAUUGACUUGUGAUUUAUUGAAGCAUUUUGUAAGAAUGUUUUAUUUAUGUUUUAUUCUCACCAACAAGGUGAUAAACAAUGUAAAGGUGUAUUUCUCUCAUAAUAA